Molecule: messenger RNA, 387 nt
Organism: Racocetra persica
Lineage: Eukaryota; Fungi; Glomeromycota; Glomeromycetes; Diversisporales; Gigasporaceae
Source: the annotation of a GenBank genome assembly
GCAAAGAACUAUACAGGCGUCAAUUUCAAGACUCUUCUAUGACCACCUUGCCCAACUGUAAUAAACCACUACAAGAAUCUAAUAUGGCUAGCUUGCCCUGCUGUAAUAAACAAGUUUCAACCAUAAACUGUUACUUGAAUUUCUCUCAAGUCCAAGUGCCUAAUAUGAAUGAUUAUUUACUCAAGGCAUCUGAGUCUCAGUUACCUGUAACUGCUUUUCAUAAUGUUAAUACACCAUUUUACAAUAAAGAAUGGUCAUUAUCAUUAAAUAUAAAUUGCCAUUUAAAUUCAUUGCAAGGUCCAGCAUUAAACAGGUAUCAGUAUGAUCAAGACUAUCAGACUAUAGCCUCUGUACCUCAAUUACAAAAUCUUCCUGUUACUACUCCAC